Trichoderma breve is the source of this 3321-nucleotide messenger RNA. RefSeq names its product telomerase ribonucleoprotein complex - RNA binding domain-containing protein. The coding region runs from base 1 to 3321 and encodes 1106 amino acids. NCBI's taxonomy places the organism in Eukaryota, Fungi, Ascomycota, Sordariomycetes, Hypocreales, Hypocreaceae. Gene Ontology annotation, molecular function: telomeric repeat DNA binding; telomerase RNA binding. Gene Ontology annotation, cellular component: telomerase catalytic core complex. The record is from RefSeq and is a predicted model, not a curated record. Gene Ontology annotation, biological process: telomere maintenance via telomerase. The transcript is spliced from 11 exons.
AUGCCUCGAGGCAAGAAAAGGAAGCGCGGCACAAACGACGCGCCAGGCAACCAGAAUCUUGCCUCAUCCAAGCAUCAAACCCCCGUGAAGAAAGAUUUACUGCUGCAGCACUAUCCCGUCGUAAGCACACUAAGGGAGCAUGUGCUGUCCAGCCUUCCUGAUACCUCAAAGAUUAGGCGGAAGAAGAUUGCAGCCUUAGGAUCCGGCGUAGAUGCCAGUGCCAUAGAGAAACAGCUUGUCCAUGUCCUUGACUCAACCUUGGUUGGCACCAGUGCUUCGACAAGUACAAAAUCCGACUCAGAGGAAGCUACAUGGCAGCAGUGGCUGUCCUUCUCCCAGAAAGCAGAUGAAUCAAAUGUGACUAUAUCUAACGGAAUAGCUGCAUCGAUUGCCAAACAAUCUGAGAUUAUUGAUUUUGUCAUCUGGCGGCUGUUUACAAGAGAGAGAGGACCUUGGCCCAAGCACAUCCUAUGCGAUGGCUUUCGUAGAAAUGUCAGAGACGAUCAACCCGUUAGAUCAACUAUCCCCGGAACAGGACUAUUCAGCCUCUAUCCCAACUUCCAUGUCAUGGCCCUUAGAGAGGCUCCAUGGCCCCAGCUCUUGGCCCUCCUAGGCCAGGCCGGUGAAAGAGUAAUGAUCAACCUGCUAUCAGAGUGCUCUGUAUUUCUCAAAGUUGAUGCAGGCCUCGACAACUACCUUCAGCUUACUGGUAUCCCCCUAUCCGAGCUGGAUGCCAUAUCGCUGGGCCAUAAGUCGAAGCCUCAGAUACGCAAACCCUCAGACAUUACCAUUGUUCGCAGUAGGAUCUUCUACGCAAAGCCGGCUACAACUACAAAGGGCCUGGUUCAAGCAGGGUUCAAGCAUAUCCAUGCGUUAAAUCGCCAUCCCUAUUCUAGAGAGGUCUCUGGCGCUGAUGCAGAUAGCCAGAAGUCGAUCAAUAUUCGACAGCAAAACGAGGCACAUACGAUCAAACUCAUGAUGUACAUUUUCCCCCGCCAGUUCGGCUUACACAACGUCUUCACCUCUGCUAUUGAUGCGAAUCAGACAGCUCAAAAGUUUCACGAUUACACCCUUCGUGAAGAUGAAAUCGCCAAGAAAAUGAGAGCCAGUAAAGGCUUUCCUGAGAAAUCGUUACCAAAGUUGCCCAAACGACUAAGGGGCUCUACCAGAGACCUCGUGCAGCGUUUACAGAUUCUCCAUGCCCGGUGUUCUUACUUUGAGCUUCUCAGACACUACUGUCCAACAUUCCUCGAUGGAUCUCAUGAUCGAGCGACCCAAGCCACUGAAUCUCAAGCCAAACGGCACGCACGCCGCUAUCAUGCGGAUACUUCGGUGCUCCCCGAGUAUAAAUCCGUCGUGGAGCUGGCAUGCCCCGUCGCCUGCGUAUCGGCUUUCUGCCAAGCUGCACUUUCAAAGAUUAUCCCAGACAACUUCUGGGGUAGUGAAAAGAACUGCCAUAACAGAAUUGUGUUUCUCCGCAAAGUAGACCAUUUUAUCAAGCUUCGGCGGUUUGAAAUGAUUUCACUACAUGAGAUUGCACAAGAUUUCAAGGUCACGGAGCUUGCUUGGCUGGUUCCUCCCGCCUGCGAAGGGCAAAAAACUAGCCCGACGGAUAUAAAAAGACGAUAUGAAAUAUUUCACGAAUUUCUUUAUUAUGUUUUUGAUUCGCUUUUGAUACCCCUGAUUCGAAGCAAUUUCUACGUUACGGAUUCUAACACACAUCGGUCCCAAGUUUUUUAUUUUCGCCAUGACGUUUGGAGGCUAGUAGCAGAGCCAUCGAUGUUGAGCCUCAGGGAAGGAAUGUUUGAAGAAGUCAAGCUGAAUGAAGCGACGCGGAUUCUAGAUUCUAGGCGGCUAGGCUUCAGUCAGUUAAGGUUAUUGCCCAAGGGCACCAAGCUACGUCCCAUUAUGAAUCUCAGACGCAGGCAAAUGAAGGGUUCCAGAUGGCUUGGCCCCAGCAUCAACUCCGUUCUCAAGCCCAUCCACGCUGCAUUGAAGUUUGAGACGUUGACGAAUCCAUCUAAGCUGGGAUCAACUCUUUUCGCUGUUGGGGACAUUUACGAGCGCCUUAAAUCGUUCAAGGAAUCUUUGAUGCCAAAUAGCCAGCGCAACUUCUAUUUCGCUAAAUUGGACGUUAAAGCUGCCUUUGACACAAUACCUCAGUCGUCGGUUCUUAACUUGAUGCGCUCAGUUCCCAGCCAAGCUCGGUACAUCAUAACAAAGCAUGCAGAGGUGAAACCAGGCGAGCGAUUGGGUCUCACAGAAGGGGCCGGGCCAUCCAAACCCGUUCGCCGAUGGCACUCCACGGCCGUACCCCAGAGUGAACCGACCUCGUUUCUCAGCCGGCUGGAAAACGGGAUGGGAAGCAAGAAGAAGAAUACCGUCUUCGUCGACAGUGCGGCUUUCCAGAGUCACGAAACACGCAGCCUGUUGGCUCUGUUAUCCGAACAUGUCGGGCGUAACAUUGUCAAAAUUGGAAAAAAAUACUACCGACAAAAAAAGGGCAUCCCUCAAGGUUCCAUUUUGUCAACAUUUUUGUGCAACUACUUCUACGCCGACCUAGAAGCUCAGCACCUGGACUUUCUGGACGGGCCAGACUGCCUUCUGCUGAGGCUCACUGAUGAUUUCUUGCUCAUUACGUUAGACAAAGAGAAGGCUAUUCGGUUCGUCGAGACUAUGCACCAGGGCCUUCCUGAGUAUGGCGUAGAAGUGGGCCACGACAAAACGCUCGUCAACUUUGACAUGCAUGUUGAAGGCGAGAGCGUGCGAAAACUUGGCAGUUAUGACAAGUUUCCCUAUUGUGGCACCUUUAUCGACUGUAAAACCUUGGAGAUUACAAAAGAUCAUCGUCCGAACAAGAAUAUUGAUAUAUCAACGUCCAUUACCGUUGAUUUCGGACGAUCUCCAGGCCAGAAUUUUCAGCGUAAAGUGCUCAACUCGUUCAAAUACCAGUCUCAUCUCAUGUUUUUCGAUACGGAACACAACUCGGUCGAUACUGUUCUUGGUUCUUUGCGCGGCGCAUUCUCCGAGACUGCGCUCAAGAUGUGGGCUUAUCUGCGAUGUUUGUCUGUGUCUACGCGACUCUCAGUGAAUUUAAUCAUCGGGACUAUUAAAAAAGUGGUGGACAUCGCAUUCCUAAUCUUGACGAGUAAGUGGAGGAAGAAGCGGUUCGAGAAAUAUGCCUGCGAGAUUCGCAAGGCGCAGGUUAUUGCCACCGGGUAUUCUGCGUUUCUGCAAGUGUUGAGUCGACGACAGGCUGGGUAUGGCGAGGUGAUUGCAUGGUUGAAAGAGGAAACUGCUCGUCUUGCUACGACGAAAUGA